Messenger RNA from Polypterus senegalus (gray bichir), 11455 nucleotides. RefSeq names its product ankyrin repeat domain 44 (gene ankrd44). Gene Ontology annotation, molecular function: protein binding. Lineage: Eukaryota; Metazoa; Chordata; Cladistia; Polypteriformes; Polypteridae. The transcript is spliced from 29 exons. The record is from RefSeq and is a predicted model, not a curated record. Gene Ontology annotation, biological process: protein localization to T-tubule; regulation of cardiac muscle contraction. Gene Ontology annotation, cellular component: nucleus; cytoplasm; T-tubule. The coding region runs from base 803 to 4099 and encodes 1098 amino acids.
AUGUCCUGAGAGAUGGAUGGAAACGGCGCUAUAUAAGUACAUUUUUAUAUUAUUAAACUAAUUAAUGAUGCUACAGUAUUCUAUUGUUAAUCCUGCCACAGUACUAGUCACUAUUAGCACUUUAGCAUUGUAUUAGCUUGUAAUUCAGUUGCUUCAUAAAGCCCCUUGUGAUGUUACUUGCUGUCAAGGGGGUUUGUAAAAUGGUUUGACUAAUUUUAUUAGAUUGAUUCACUGAGUCAGUCAGUCCGUUUCAAACCAGUGGCUCUUUGAACAAGUGAGCCAGUCAGGGACUUCGGAGGGACAAAAGACUUUGGAGUCCUUGACAGAUGAAAACUGCGUAAUACCCGAGAUGCUGCGAGUCCUUCUUAGUGGUCUAUUAACCUUCUUCCAAGUGAAAUCGUUAAACGGCAGUGGGCGGCCCAAGAUGCACACUGUCCCUGCAUAUGCAGUUUCGGAGGCCUUGCGCGCCUUUGUGUUGGAGCACCAGCGGCGGCCGCUAUUUGUAUUCCUGUGAUCGGCCGUUAGGGUGCGCUGCCGCGUCACAACGCUCCGGCCGCAGCGGGCAGUGAUGUCAAAGGCACGGCGUGGAGGAAUGAGGACUUCCUGUGUUCGAUCUGCGGGCUCUUGGCAGCUAGAAGCAGCUUCUGCCCUCCGAGCGUGACCCGAACGCGGGUGUGCAUGCAGCGAUCAGGCAGCGUGGCUGUGCAGCCUGCGUGUUAGCGGCCGAGGCGAGGCCCUAGCGGCGGGCGCGCUGACAGCUCUCAUGCGGUGGGGUUGGAUGCGGACCGCAAACUGAGGAGACAUGGCUGUGCUGAAACUCGCCGAGCAGCCCCCACUUGUUCAGGCGAUUUUCAAUGGCGAUCCAGAAGAAAUUCGAAUGUUGAUCUUCAAGACUGAAGAUGUCAAUGCGCCGGAUGCGGAGAAGCGGACUCCUCUGCACGCUGCUGCGUUUUUGGGAGAUGCUGAAAUUAUCGAACUGCUUAUUUUAUCAGGAGCACGAGUUAAUGCCAAGGAUAACAUGUGGCUCACCCCUCUGCACCGGGCUGUGGCAUCACGCAGUGAGGAUUCGGUACGCAUUCUCAUCCGGCACUCGGCAGAUGUCAAUGCCAGAGACAAGAACUGGCAAACUCCUUUACAUGUGGCAGCAGCCAAUAAGUCGCUCCGCUGUGCUGAGAUCAUAAUUCCUCUCUUGAGCAGUGUCAACGUGUCGGACCGAGGUGGCCGGACAGCUUUACAUCAUGCUGCACUAAAUGGCCACAUGGAGAUGGUGAAUCUGUUACUGGCAAAAGGGGCCAACAUCAAUGCCUUUGACAAGAAGGACAGAAGAGCACUGCACUGGGCUGCCUAUAUGGGUCACCUGGAAGUGGUGUCUUUGCUUAUCAAUCAUGGAGCAGAGGUUUCCUGCAAGGACAAGCGGGGGUACACACCCCUCCAUGCAGCGGCAUCCAAUGGCCAGAUCUGUGUUGUGAAGCACUUUCUGAACCUUGCAGUUGAGAUUGAUGAAGCCAAUGCCUUUGGAAAUACAGCACUUCACAUUGCCUGCUUCAAUGGACAAGAUGCAGUUGUCACUGAGCUAAUUAAUUAUGGGGCCAACGUUAACCAGCCGAACAACAAGGGCUUUACCCCCCUUCACUUUGCUGCAGCCUCCACACAUGGUGCACUCUGCUUGGAGUUCCUAGUCAACAAUGGUGCAGAUGUCAACUUGCAGAGUCGAGAUGGGAAGAGCCCAUUGCACAUGACUGCAGUCCAUGGACGCUUCACCCGUUCACAGACCCUCAUUCAGAAUGGUGGCGAAAUUGACUGCGUAGACAAGGAUGGGAACACCCCAUUGCACAUUGCAGCCAGAUAUGGCCAUGAGCUUCUAAUCAACACCUUGAUCACAAGUGGAGCCGACACCGCAAAACGUGGAAUUCACGGCAUGUUUCCACUCCACCUGGCCGCUCUCAAUGCUCAUUCUGACUGCUGCCGGAAGCUUCUGUCCUCAGGCCAAAAGUAUAGCAUUGUGUGCUCGUUUAAUAACGAGUCGGUCCUGUCUGCAGGCUUUGAAAUAGACACCCCGGACAACUUUGGCAGGACCUGUCUUCAUGCUGCAGCCGCUGGAGGGAAUGUUGACUGUGUGAAGCUUCUCCUCAGCAGUGGGGCAGAUUUUAACAAGAAGGACAAAUGUGGAAGGACUCCGCUUCACUAUGCUGCAGCCAGUCGACACUUCCAGUGUAUUGAAACGUUCAUCUCCUCCGGAGCAAGUGUUAACACUCCUGAUGACUGGGGCCGCUGUGCUCUUCAUUACGCCGCAGCUUCUGACCUUGACAGGAAGAGGCGAAAUAUUUUGGGGGAGACGCACGACCCAGUGGAGGAGAGUGAUGCUACGCAUGCAGAGCGAGAGAAGGAGGCCUCCCUGUGCCUGGAGUAUCUGUUAGAAAAUGAUGCAAACCCGGCCCUUCGCGACAAGCAGGGCUACAGUGCUGUCCAUUACGCUGCAGCCUACGGCCACAAACACUGUCUGGAGCUGAUUGCCAGAAACGCUCCUUUGGAGAUGCUUUUAGACCGAACUGAGAGCACUGCUGAGGAUGUGGAGUCUCGCAGCACCAGAAGCCCCCUUCACUUGGCUGCAUAUCAUGGCCACGCCGAGGCACUGACUGUCUUACUUCAGUCGCUGUCUGACCUGGAUAGUCUGGAUGAUGCAGGAAGGACCGCUUUGUCGCUUGCUUCCAUGCGUGGACAUGCAGACUGUGUGGAGGCACUGUUGAGUCAGGGGGCUUCGGUCACUGUGAAGGACAAGGUCCAAGGAAGGACACCCUUGCACUUUUCAGUGAUGAAUGGACACACGUCAUGUCUACGCUUGCUGGUUGAGAGUUCAGACAGUGCAGAUGUUGUGGACAUGAGAGAUGCCCGAGGACAGACGCCUUUGAUGCUGGCUGUCGCUAACGGGCAUGUGGAUGCUGUAACUUUCUUAUUGGAGAAGGAGGCGAGUGUCGAUGCUGUCGAUUCACAGGGCUGCACUGCCCUGCAUCUUGGGAUUCUCUCUGGGAAUGAAGAGUGUGUGCAAUGUCUGUUGGAACAAGAAGCAUCCAUUCUAGUGGGCGACUGCCGUGGACGCACUCCAAUUCAUUUUGCUGCGGCUCGAGGCCAUGCUACAUGGCUCAGUGAACUGCUGACAAUAGCAUUUUCAGAGGGAACGCCAACUUUACGGGAUAAUCAGGGCUACACACCUCUGCAUUGGGCCUGCUAUAAUGGCCAUGAGAACUGUGUAGAGGUUCUGCUGGAGCACAAGGUGUGUCGUUGUUUUGAAGGAAACCCUUUCACCCCUCUGCACUGUGCUGUAAUAAAUGAUCAUGAAGGCUGUGCCUCAAUUUUGCUUGAAGCACUGGGUCCAGAUAUUGUGGAGUGUAAGGAUGCCAAAGGAAGGACCCCUCUCCAUGCUGCUGCCUUUUCUGAACACGUGGAGUGUCUCCAGCUGCUUCUGAGCCACAAUGCACCUGUAAAUGCGAUUGACCAAUCAGGGAAGUCUGCAGUUAUGAUUGCAGCAGAGUUUGGCCGAAUUGGAGCAGUAGAAGUGUUAGUUAAAAGUGCCAACGCCAACCUGACCUUGAGGGAUGAACACAAAAACACUGCCUUCCACCUCGCCUGCAGUAACGGUCAUGCAAAAUGUGCCUUGGUGAUUCUUGAGAAGAUAAAAGAUCAGAGUCUUAUAAAUGCAACAAAUGCAGCAUUACAAACUCCUCUUCAUCUGUCUGCUAGAAAUGGACUCAAGCAGGUGGUACAGGAGCUGCUGUCCAGAGGGGCCAGUGUGCAGGCCUUGGAUGAGAAUGGUCACACCCCAGCCUUGGCUUGUGCUCCUAACAAAGACGUGGCCGACUGCCUGGCUCUCAUUCUGGCUACCAUGAUGUGUUUCUCCCCUUGCAGUACUGGAAAUCCCUCAGCAUCCCCUGUUGCGGUCUUGAAGGCUGGCCGAUUGGGCCAAGGGGUCUGUGCUGGACUGCAGAAUGCUGUGCCAACUUCACAAAGGACCAUCAGCACUGGCUGUGUAACAGCUUGCACAAACAACGUGGGCAGUGAAGAUGAUGAUCUCGAGAACGACUCGGACUCUGAGACAUUCUGAAACUCGGAUUCUGGACAUGUCGUUACUGUACUUCUGAGGCCUGUCCCUCUCAGCUUGCCACCUCAAGUCACUUCUUGCCCUUGAUCCUACCUGUCUGUCUGACAAGGGCAUAACAUUUUGCACUGUGAACUGUGAGAACAAACAGAAAAUAAGCAAAGCUUUCUAAACAGUUUAAAACCAAUUUACAUUCAUGUUACAUACAAGCUGUAGCUUGGACUGACAUGCCAGCAUGAUAGCAGUGUUUUUUUUUUUUUUAUUUCUAUAGAUUUUGGAGUUUUUGGCCAUUUUGCGGGGUUUCGGCACAAGACUAAACGCUGUUUUAAGAGCAUUUGCUCUUAAAUGCUUCUGAAUUCUUAGUGGUAAAAAGUGGAAUGGAGCUGAUGCAUCUCACUCUCGCUACUAAAAAUGAGGAGUUUUGCCUAUACUUUGAAAAAAUGAAAAAUCACAGAGAAGAAUGGCCUGUUUUCAAAUUGUAUGUGCCUGACACCAGGCAAAACUGCCCAACAUCUAGUUGUUUUUGCACUGCUACAUUCAACGUUUAGUUUUAUAAAUGUGAUCAACUGAUAAAGCUGAACAUGGCCGCUACCUACUUCUUUCAGAAGAGCCAAAUUUGUACUUUGACAUCUCCAGCUGUACUGUAGUCCAAACACAGAGGCCAUCAAGACAGUAAAUAACCAAAGUUGUUGGAAAUAUUGCAAGUGAAUGGGAAAGAAUAGUCAGCAAAUGUUCACCCCAUAUGGGAUAGUGUGGGUGGUCCACUUUUUAUGCCUCUUAAGAUGGACCAAUAUAAUCAGUUACAAAGGCUCAUUUGAUAACAUCAGUCCUUUCAGGCCAGUUUUAGUCCAAAGCCAAUGCUGUGCUUUGUCAGACAAGACCUGCUGCUACUUUUUAAAUCGACAAAGGCGAUGGAUGGCAUGGCUGACACCAGAUAGCAUGUGGGCCCCAGUUCGAUUCUGGGUCUGUGGUGCCUUUGUGUGGAGUCUUCAUGAUCCUCUCUCUUCUCAAGACGUAUUGUCAGAUUGACUGGCGUCUCUAAAAUUCUGUGUGUGUGUGUGUGUGUGUGUGUGUGUGUAUAGCUAUAUUUGAGUGCAGCCAGCAAUGGACUGGCCUCCCAUCCUACUGCUAUUUCUUGCUCCCUGAAUUGACCUGAAAAUUACCAGAUGGAUAAAUAGAGCAAAGCACAAAUUUUAUUCCAGCAUCAACCUUGUUGAACAAGGUGGACUUUAUACUGUUUGGGUUCAGUUGUGGAUUUUGUUUGGGUCUUUUGUAAAACAUAUGACUACUCUUUAGAUCAGUCCCCACGUUCAUGGCUUCCAGGUCACUUAUGUCAGCUGCCCACAUUUGCAUGUAACUCUUUAAUAGUAGACAUUUCUACCCUGAGGAGGAGUUUGAGUUCUACAGUAAAUGGUCGUUCUGCAGAGGGGCUCCUAAGUCUUGAGCAACCAUUGUAAAGAUCUCUGUCCAUUUAGUGCUACAGUUCUCGGAAUCUGCAAUCACUGCCUAAGUGUAUAAUCCCUUUCACUGCUUUCUUUUAACCAAGACUAAAUGCAUGCUGGCCUAGCUCUAUGCAAGUCUGACCUCAUUCAUGAGAACAGACGCCAUCAAGAGUCCCACGUAUCUUCAACACAGGUCCCUUUCCAGAUACUUAUUCUUCUACCAUUAUGUGGCUCUGUGGUUUCUCACGAGGAAAAUAUAUUCUUGUGCAUUACUUGGCCUAAUUCUAGAAGCUUGUAUCAACGCUAUAGUUUCCACAAGAUUUCUCUGCCAUUUUUCCAGAUUCUCAGUACACAAUGUCCCAGGGCAUUCCUUGAUGCUCUUCAAUGCUAGGAAGCAACCAUUAAAAUUCAGCCAGACCUGUAUGCAGAUCAAGGCUUUUAUUGUUUUGCCAAACCUUUUAGGCUCAUGUAUAUUUCUAGGUUAGAAGAACUGAAAGCACCUUUUUGCCUUGUGUUAAGGAUUCUUCUAUUUAUUUUUCUUCUAAUACUCACAAAGAAAUUUGUUUUUCUCAAACUGUAAAAUCUGAAACCUUUCUUACAGAUGUUAUAGUGUUGUAAAUCAUAUUACAUUUUAUAUUAAAAGGGUGGUGAGUGUUUUAUGUGGCUCACCUGUCUUAUGUUGUUGGAACCCAGAAUACUUCACACUCCACUCUCACGCCAAUUGGCUCCCGGUUAUAGUGGGCAAACUGUCCGCAGUCAGUGCACUGUAUUGAUAUAAAUGUGUGUUUUUAAUGUUUAGUAUUGUAUGCUAGCUAAAUGUGUCCUCCCAUCUUUUGGUAAUCUUUUCCUAUCCAUAUCUAACUGCAUGUUCUAUUGGUUGUAAACUUGGAGAGGAAUAUCAAAUAGCUGUAGGCGUUUUGUCCCUGAUGUUGUUCAUUUAUCAAAUUAUGAACAAAUCUUUAUAAAGCCUUGGAAAAAUAGACUUAUCAGAAUGUAUGCCUAGGUGCUAUACACAUGCAUGUCUCUUGUGCCAUGCAGCUUUGCUCAAGAGAGACAAUUCUUAUUUAAGACAAAACGUACUGUACCUGAACAACCAGUAGCUUUUAGAAAGUGUUUUGAGUAUUUCAUGAUAUGCCCUUCAAUGACACAGUCAGCAUGAUGCAGAGUGUAGGCUUUAAAUGCAUACAGAACUGAAGGUUUGUUUGUUACUCACGUUCCCUUGACUGGGAAGUCCCAGCCUCAGUCUUCCUCACAAUUCCAUCUUUCAGCCGCCAGGUAAAUCAGAAGCGAAACUCCUUCAGGUGAUUCUGAAGAUGUAUACAAGCAGGACGUCUUGUUUGGCAUAGAUGAAAGUCCAUUAAAUUAGAUAAACUUUAGUAAUCCAAUGGGGAAAUGAAACUAGUCUCCUGAAAAAUACAUCAAACAAGCUCUGCUUUUUUACACUUUGUUACAUUUCAGUUGCUUUCGUAAUAUGAGAUUAUAUAUAAUCUGUAGGGAUUGAAACAACUAGUUUACAAAUGCAGAAAUAAAAUGUGACUAAAAACUAGACAUGACACACUGCCUGAAAUCAUCUGGCAGACACUCUUUUAUAUUAUACAAGUGAUACAGUACAUGAUUUCUGGCUUAUGUAAUCUGUCACUGUACUUUGUACAAGUGACAGCAAUGACCCCACAAUCCUAUAAAACGUACUGUCAAGGUGAAUGUGGAGAACAAUCCAGCAAGGAAUACUCACUCCCAAGGAGUGCACAGCAGAAGACCUUGUGUCCUUCCACUUCCUUUUGUCUCCCCCUGACACUCUGUGUCGUCCUUUCCCAUGUGUGUUUCCCCAUGGCAUGCAUAUUUUAAUCUUGGCUGGUUUUAUUUUUCACCAUUUUAGAUUGGCCCCAGUUUAUUCUGCCAUCAUUUACAAAGCAUUCUGGACAGAGUUUGUCUUCUUUUUACUCCUCCUGCUCCUCUUUUUUCACUUUACUUAAUGUCUAAUCCUUUAGACUGACAUAGCUGUGUCAGUAUGAGCCACCAAGCACUGCUGCAGCUUUUUGUUCCCUUUUCCUCCAAAUGUUUUUGUUUACCGGGUUUUAGAGUAGGACUGUCUUGUGGUCUUAUGUGUAAGCAGAUGAAAGAAAAAGAAAAAGAAAAAUGCAAGAGCAACCAAGCAACUUUUAGCAUUCCUAGCACAGCAGCAGGAAGUCGUCUUCACAAGCUUUAGAGGUUUCAGGGUUUGUCCUCCCAGCUUACUUCUUUACCCGUUGGCUUUGCGCACAGAAUUCUGCUUGUUCCUUCCAGGGCACUUCAGCCACUUUGUAUCUUCAUCCAGUCCACAAUCAGGUCUCCUUUGUUGGCUACAAGCAGACAGAUUUCCAUCUUUGUGUUCAACAUAACAGCCAAAGUUUUGCUGCACGUUUCCACCCUUGUCGGCUCCUAGCAUAGCAUCUAAUUCACCUGCUAUAGCAAUGCAAGUAAAUGAAGAUGUGCAAAUGGAGCAUUUAUGAAAGGUGUGUAGUAAUAAAUAAGAGCACACGACACUGGAUUAACGUCCAACUUCACAAAUAGAACAUAAAAACUGAAGGCAACACUCCCAACUUUCUUUUCUGAAUCCCAAUAUUCAGUUUAAAGCUCUAUAACUCACUGAACUAUUUUUAGCAGAAUGUAAAUGCUUCUGAUGCUGACUGCACCUGUAAAAAAUGACAACAGCGUAAAACCAGUGAUGUAGUCAUACUUAUGGAAAAAAAUAGGAACAGAUUUAGACAAAAAUGAUUUGCUCUUGAAUGAACAGACAAACUAACACUUCUGACAGCCACCUCCUCUCCUCCACACAACACAAAAGGUUUUCUGAUUGGACUUGACAUUAUAUUUAGAAAUGAAUCUAAUAAAUAUCUAUAAAAUAACCUCUAGAAUAAGCAUAUUCAAGAAACAAUGACAUACGCCCCAGCAUUAUCAUUUCAUUGAACAAUUUUAAGAUUUAUUCACACUGUCCAAGAAUCUUUUUACUCAAUACAUGCUUACUGAGAUCACGCUGCCAUAUGAAGACAGAAAUAUGACGGCAAUAAAGGAGAUGAAAUGCCAAGACAACUUUUUUGACAUUCCUCUUGUGCAGACUUUGUAUGGAUGGGAGCAGGAAACAGAUUUUUCAACCCUACGUUUUUGCACACAAAACGCCUGUGUUAAACACCACCACUGUUGUGAUCCAGUAAUGCCACACAAGUGAAACCCACUGCCAGGAUAGAAGCUGUGGGUACCAUUUCAAAAAUCUCACUUUCAAGAAGUUGGAUUCCAGAAAAAACAGUUACUCCACAUUCCCAGAGCACAGGUCUCAAAUGUAGUUCAGUCUGAAGCAUCCCAUAGCGUGCAAAGAGUCACUGUGGCUUGUUCUUCAUUCUCCACAGAUCAGGGCCAAGACAAAGAGUUUGAGGUUGUGAAGGGGAUUUGAAAUCAGUUGCCAGCAAGACUCAACUCAAACGAAUCCACCAUAGUUGAAGCAAGCAUACAAACGUACCACAGAGACUUGAAGGAUUUUUUUUUUGUUGGGUUUGUGUAAAAGUUGUAACCAUUGGGUUGGAGACAACUUGUUGUAAGGGUGUAUGGGCAGGUCCCUGUGAGGUGUGACGUGGGCUCACUUUACGUGCCGAGAUCAGAAAAGUGCAUUUUUUUUCAAUUCAGCAAGAAAUGGUAAGCCUCUGUGUGCCAGGGAUAGCAGAUUGAAGUUUAACUUUCCAGGGGUGGCACUCCAUUGUCUGAUGGUGUUGUUGACAUGUCACUGUUUACAAGAACCAGUCUCAGCCUCUCAUGUAUUCAAUGUAAAAUGUUUCCAGAAUCUGCUAGUUUUACAUGGAAUCUAUUUUUUGAUAAUAAAUUAAAUCCAUUGUGUUACAUUCCAAACAUUUGUUGAAAAACUCUUUUUAAUGUUAACAAUUUUUGGUCUAAAACUGCCUUGUAAACAGUGUUUUGGGGGAUAUAUUUAUGUGUCAAAAGGUACGAUUAUUGUUAAUCCUUUAUACAGUAUUUUUUUCAGGAAUGUUACGAUGUGAGGCCUUGAAAAUUUUUGACCUUUAGUGACUAAAGCACUUAAAUGAUAGUGUGUUGUUAUAUUAUUUUGUUAGCACAAAUUACAUUGUUAGGUGUAAGUAAGGAUUUCCUUCCUGUGUUGCCGACCAAAAAAAGAAAAAACUGUUAUUUUCACUUAAUAUAUGUUUUGUAUUCCCUGCAGUGCAGAACAUUGUAUGUAAUGUUUCACAGUAAUUUCCCCAGUGCAACUGUUAAAUGAAUGAAUUCAUACACAGAGUAUCAGACCAGUCAGACUUGUGUUCAGAAGUUACAUACUUUAUCCUUGGAUUUCAUUUGUAUAAUAUUCACUUAUUGUUUUCAUUUAAAAAAAAAAAUUAAUAUCCCAAAAUAUUGAUUAAAUUAACACGUUUAAUUCUAAUUUUGACAACGAAAAGCAAAAGAUUAAAUUAUUCAUAAUAUCCUUGUGAAAUGUUUCUUUUUGUAUCACGUGAGGAAAAGUGCCUGAAUGGAUAAAUGUGUACAGUUUGAGAGAAAUGUAAUAAAACAUAUUGAAUUUGCACUGUUAAUGUGGAAGAAAACGAUAUAAAAAUGAUUAUAAAUCAGAAGCACUUCACCAAUCAACACCGAUUUUGUUGUUUGCUAAAGUGUUUGUCAAAGAAAUCAUCUUUUGAGGCAUUUACUUUGAUGUCUAACUGUCUCUUAGUGAUGUUAUCCACCAUUGAAAUUUAAGAGUUAAUCAUUUUGUUUCCAUCACUUUAACAUAAACCUAUUCUACCAUAAUAUUGUAAUUAUGACUAUAAGUACCGGUAUAUAUUUUUCAGUAGGGUUUUUAAUAUUUCUCAAGUAGAAAAACACCUCCCAGAAUUGAACUGAUUGGGAUACAACACCCAACUGUGCGGCCGACUACUAAAGUAGCGAGUGAAGGUUGGCCCUGGGCAGCAUCUUGUCCACGGCUGGGACUUGUUGCCCUCAUCGACUCUGUAAAGGAUAACAUAGAAUGAGAAUACGUAUUGAUGAGUGAAUUCACUUAGUAAUGGAAAAUCAUCCACACAAAAUCUGUAGUGCAUUUCAUUCAAAAGGUGACACAUUUAUACUCUGGUACUUUUCGAAAUGCUUUUUGGUUUUACUGAAUUCCACAGACACAUACUGAAACAUCACUUUGUACUGUAUGUAGUUUUACCUCAAAAUUGUAAUUUGUAUUGUGCUGUUUAUGCAAUAAGAAAAUCAAUGAUCAUGUGCAGAAAAUACUAAUCAGAAAACCAUGUAUGAUACAGAAAUUCCCAAGGCAACAAUGUGUUCCUAUUUGUAUUUUACUGUGCAAAUAUUUUGUGUUUAUGGCCUCCACCACUAAAUUCAAAGAUUAGAUAAGACUUGACAGUUCACAGUAAUGUGUUGAAGUUCCUGUUCAGUGAACUAAUAAACUACCCUGUGCCAUACCAUAAUUAGAACAGUCCUGUGCCUUCUUUCACAUUUUUGCAUUUGUAUUACUUUAGAUUGUUGUAGAAAACAAAAAAUUUAUACUCUUAGGUGGAGUGUAAGUGGCAACAAAGCAAUACAAGACCACUGAAUUUUGUUGAUUCAGGGAGAAUGGGAGGGAGACUGCAGACAGAUUUUAGGGGGGGAAAUGUACUGUUGUCCUCUGUUGAAUGUAAGACACAUUCUGUUUUGUAUACUUUGUUAACGUGGCAAACUUACCAUGAAGUGAAACUUUUUUGUACAUUAUAACUGUUCAUAUUUUAUGUGGAGCUGGAAAAUAAAGCUAAAUGUUUCUUUUUUUUUUUAAAGGUACAAAUGAAAAUAAAAAUUUUAGUUUCAAUUUUGCAAAAGGCAUUGAACAUUGUGACAAUCUGCUUAUCUGUGCAAACUGUAACUGGGGAUCCUGACAAAGGACCUGAUUAUGAUAAAAGCAUUUCACAGA